GCAGAUUAGCCAUGGAUAAAGCUCCGCCGCACGUGCUAAUAUUCCCGUUCCCAGCACAGGGGCAUAUCAACUCCAUGCUCAGGUUAGCCAACAUGCUAUGCCUAGCUGGCAUCCAAGUUACCUUCCUCAACACAGACCAUACCCACCACCGCCUCCUCCGCUCCAAUCCUGACCUCCUCGCCGCCCGGCCCGGCAUCCGAUUCCGUACAAUCUCGGACGACCUCCAGCCGGACCAUCCCCGGUCGACUGCUCUGGUGAUGGACCUUUACGACUCGCUCAGAUCGGUCACGAAGCCACUCCUCCGGGCGAUGCUGGCCGGAUCCGGUAGGCGGGCGGAAUCUGACGACGCGGUGACGUGCAUCGUAGCGGAUGGUAUCUUAUCGUUCGCGAUCGACGUCGCGAAUGAGGUUGGAAUACCGAUCGUUGCCUUCCGUACGGCGAGCGCGUGCAGUUUCUGGGCUUUUUUUUGUGGUCCCGCACUUGAAGCAGGAGGAGAGUUCCCAUUUGAAGAUGAUGCCGACAUGGACCAUCCGAUAAAAAGCAUUCCGGGUAUGGAAGCCUUCCUCAGACAUCGAGACCUACCGAGUUUCUUCCGAGUCAAGCAACUCAAUGACCGGUUGCUCCAGGCCGUCUUAAGCGAGACUCAAAACGCCAGUAAAGCCUCGGGUUUCAUCCUAAAUACCUUCGAAGACCUCGAAGGACCAAUCCUCUCCCACAUCCGGGCCCACUUCCCCACCACAUAUGCCAUCGGACCCCUCCACGCUCACCUCAAGUACCGACUCACCGAGUCCGUCGAUUCCUUGCCUAAUUCAAGCCUUUGGACAGAAGAUAGAACCUGCAUGACGUGGCUCGAUUCUCAGCCAAACAAAUCUGUCCUCUACGUUAGCUUCGGCAGUUUCACGGUCAUUACUCGCGAUGAGUUGCUGGAAUUUUGGCACGGCUUAGUCAACAGUCAUACACGGUUCUUGUGGGUCAUACGCCCGGACCUCGUUGAUGGAAGAGGAGACGAGGGUCAGAUCCCGUCCGAGUUGAGGGAAGCAGCGGAUGAGAGAGGGUGCUUUGUAGGGUGGGCCCCACAAGAGGACGUGCUGGCCCACUCGGCUAUUGGUGGGUUCUUGACUCAUAGCGGAUGGAAUUCUACAUUGGAGAGUGUAUGUGCGGGAGUACCGAUGAUCUGCUGGCCCUUCUUUGUGGAUCAACAGAUAAAUAGCAGGUACGUUGGGGAGGUAUGGAAGGUCGGUUUAGACAUGAAAGAUAGGUGUGAUAGAAGGACGGUUGAGAUGAUGAUCAAAGAGUUGAUGGAAGGGAAGAGGGAAGAGCUAGUCAGAUCUACAGCUAGGAUCGCGAAUCUGGCCAAGAGAAGUGUAAGCCAAGGUGGGUCAUCUUAUAUGAAUUUUGAGAAAUUGGCUGAGGACAUUAGAUCGAUGAGCCAACGGUUUAUACGAUUAAUGUAGGAAAGUAGAAAGUGAAUUGAGUUGUGACCCCUAGGUGGUGUUGGGCGAAGUGAGGCCCACCGUGAUGUAUGUGUUUUAUCCAAGUCGUCUAUCCGUUUUCCCUGAUCAUUUUGUAGCAUGAUCCAAAAAUUAAAGGAGUUCAAAAGCUCAAACGGAAACACCACAGGAAACAGUGGCUAUUGAACGCCCCCUAUUAAAAACUUAUCAGGGGCUAU
This is a messenger RNA of Magnolia sinica, 1669 nucleotides long. RefSeq names its product 7-deoxyloganetic acid glucosyl transferase-like. Gene Ontology annotation, molecular function: UDP-glycosyltransferase activity. NCBI's taxonomy places the organism in Eukaryota, Viridiplantae, Streptophyta, Magnoliopsida, Magnoliales, Magnoliaceae. Bases 12 to 1454 code for a protein of 480 amino acids. The transcript is spliced from 2 exons. The record is from RefSeq and is a predicted model, not a curated record.